Messenger RNA from Linnemannia hyalina, 1911 nucleotides. The record is from the annotation of a GenBank genome assembly. Lineage: Eukaryota; Fungi; Mortierellomycota; Mortierellomycetes; Mortierellales; Mortierellaceae.
AUGAAAAAAACAUCUACAACAACAACAACAACAACAACAACAACAAUGUUGGCCCCUUCAACGAUCUGGUCUCCCACAACGAGCACCACCACCUGGACAAGCCCAACCGCCACCUGGACAAGCCCAUCUACAACAACUACCUUGCCCGUUACUACUGAUCCUCCUACUACAACAACAACGACAACCCCCGUAAUCACCUCUCCACCGCCUCCUACAACCACUCAUAACCCUACAACACAACCACCUGUCCGAACCACCACCACUCUAACCACCCCUUUUACCUCCCUUAUCAGCUCGCCUCCAACAUCCCUCAUCCCCACAUCCCUCAUCCCCACAUCCACAGACCUAAGUGUCGUCCCGAGUUCCACAAAUGGCACUGGCGGCGGGACAGGUGGAGGGAUCCCUAAAGUCGCGGUUAUCGGUAUCGCAGCCGCCGGAGUCGUGGUUAUUGGAGUUGUGUCGAUUGUGCUUGUGAUGAAGAAUAAGCGGCAUAAGCGGCGGCAGCAGGAGUUGGAUCCGAACGAGUUGUUUGGGCCCAGUACGUUGACAAAUAUCACGUCGGGGCAUCAUCAGAAUAAGCAUCAUCAACAUCCCGAUGAUGGCCAGUAUCCGGAGAACCAGUAUGAUGAUGGAGGCGCCCAUCAGCAUGAAAUGGAGCAGUUGUAUCAUAACAGCGACUAUCAUCACCAGAACCAUCAUGGACACCAUGAUGAUGGGCACCAUGGCCAUCAUGGAGGGGAUCAUAAUGGCUACGACCAUGGCGGCGGCCAUGACUCUGGAACGAACCAGGCUCCGGGACAUUAUGACCCUAGCAGCGGCGGUCACCAGGCUAUCGGAAACGACGGCGCCACCGGUAACCAAUACGCACCCAACGGCGGUAACGGCGGCGACUUCCAGGGCGUCGGUCACGGCGCGGGCGACACUGGAAACUACAAUUACGGAGUCGGGCAGGGCCAAAGUGUUGGCGGAGCCGACCAGGGCCAUCACCUCUACGACGGCUACGGAGGUGGUCAUGACACUGGCUAUGGCCACGGUAGCGGCGGAAACGACUUUGGAGGAUACGGUCAAGGACAUGUCGACCCCUCUUCUGGAUACGGCGGUAACGGUGUGAGUGGCGGCGGCAGCAACAUCGGCGUAGCAGGCACAGGAACCGGCGGCAUCGGCGGCUCUCAACCAAUCACAUCCAUCCCCUCAGGUCUCCAAGGCGGAUACGCCCCUUACUCCAUUGGCGCCAUCCCCCCACCAGUGCCCUUCAUCCCCAACCGCAACUCCUCAAACCAUGUCCCCGUCAACCCAGCAAACACCACCGCCCAACAAGAAUCCUACCUCCUCGACUCGACAUCCAUCCCCGCCCCCCCGGGCACCUCCUCAACAAGCUACAGACCCCUCGACCGCUUCUCCUCCAAUGCUUCCCGUAGCACGCAUUACUCUGGCGGCACCGGCGGAGGAAACAGCCCAGUCCCACUACCACCAAUACCCUCUCGCCCCGGGUCCUCAACAAUCGCCCACUCCACCUGGGACAAUUCCACUCAAGAGUUCAGAUCAGACCGACCCCUGAGCCAAACCAGCAUGGCUAGUAGCACAACCGCCGGGGCUUACCACCAAUCGAUCGGGUCGCCCAUCAUGUACCAGGAUUUCAUCCCCCCACCGACCACCAAUAGAGUCACCUCCCCCACGAUCGCCUCCGUCCUCCCCGCAACAACCGCACCCCCAACCGCAGGAGUUCGUCGUUCAGUGGGAGCACCCCAGGACCGUGGUCCCGACUUGGCGUCUGCUUCGGGCGGACAGGCUUCUGACCUCAACGCCUUUGAGCGGAGGUCUCCACAGACCCAGGAGAAUGCUCAGAAUCCGGAUAGUCUAUUUAAUGUCGUUGCUUCUACCUUGCGCCAGCCCCAAGGUGAUGGUCCAUAA